AAAUGCGACCUUCCAAAACGGCAACACGACUGUGAGGGCUCGGUGUUCGAAGGAAGUCUCUCGUCAUUUUUGAAUUCUCAAGGAGACUCUCCGAGAAUCGUGAAGAUGCCCAUCACGAUACCGAAAGUGAAAUUGAGCGAUGGGAAUGAAAUUCCUCUCCUAGGUCUCGGCACGUAUAAGUCGGGGACAGGGGAAGUCUACCGGGCGGUUUGUGACGCCAUUGACAUCGGUUACCGUCACAUCGAUUGUGCCCUUGCCUACGAGAACGAGGCUGAAAUCGGGAGAGCGAUCAAAGACAAGAUCGCCGAAGGUGUGGUCAAGAGAGAAGACCUCUUCAUAACGAGCAAGUGUUGGAACACCUACCGAUCCGAGGAACUUCGACCCAAAGGCUUGGAGAAAACUCUCACGGAUCUUACGUCGAUGUAUCUGAUCCAUUGGCCUUUCAGUUGGCAAGAAGGCGGACCGCUCUUCCCCCAGGACGCAGAUGGGAAUUACCCUUCGACGGACGUAGAUUAUGUGGACGUCUGGAAGUCCUUGGAAGAGUACCAAAAGGCUGGAAAAGUGAAAAGCAUUGGAGUGUCGAAUUUCAAUCACGAGCAAAUCGAACGCGUGCUCAAGGAGGGGUCCGUGAAACCGGUCGUUAAUCAAAUCGAGAAUCACGCAUAUCUUCAGCAAGAAAAACUCUGCGCAUACUGCGACUCUAAAGGAAUCGUGGUGACCGCCUACUGUCCUCUCGCUGGACCCUAUAAGCCUUUCGACGCCGAUGGUCCCAUCCUCAUGGAGCAUCCGGACGUCAAGAGCAUCGCUGUUGCUUGGGGGAAGAGCGUCGCACAGAUUCUUCUGCGAUUCUUGGUCCAGCGUAAUAUUGUUGUAAUUCCGAAAUCUGUAACCAGGGAGCGUAUCCUGAACAACGCACAAAUUUUCGACUUCGAGCUUUCACAGGAAGACAUGGCGAAACUUCGCGCACUCGACAGAGGGAUUCGCAUGGUACCCUUCACGCAGAUGAAGAACCACAAAUAUUUCCCUUUCGGCCUUGAAUAUUGAGUUCGGCAAAUAAAUAUCUUCGAGAUGUCAGUGACAGCU
Galendromus occidentalis (western predatory mite) is the source of this 1083-nucleotide messenger RNA. RefSeq names its product aldo-keto reductase family 1 member B1. Gene Ontology annotation, molecular function: oxidoreductase activity. The transcript is spliced from 7 exons. The coding region runs from base 106 to 1044 and encodes 312 amino acids. NCBI's taxonomy places the organism in Eukaryota, Metazoa, Arthropoda, Arachnida, Mesostigmata, Phytoseiidae. The record is from RefSeq and is a predicted model, not a curated record.